AUGCAGGACGAAACGAAGCGACGCCGUGUAUUCUGGGCAAAAAAACCGCAGGGACCGGCGCAGUCAGCCACCGUCUCGCAGGAGUGCAUUACGACGUACAAUGAGCUGAAGCUUGGCAAGAACAUCAAGUACAUCAUCUUCAAGCUCUCAGACAACAACAAGGAGAUCGUGGUUGAGGAGGCCUCGGGCGACUCCGACUGGGAGAACUUCCGCAACAAGCUCGUCAACGCUACCGUCAAGUCGCCAAGCGGUGCUGUUGGCAAGGCUCCCCGUUACGCUGUCUACGACUUCCAGUACACUCUGGCUUCGGGCGAAGGUGAACGGAACAAGAUUACCUUUAUUGCGUGGUCUCCUGAUGAUGCUGGUGUCAAGCCCAAGAUGAUCUACGCCGCGUCCAAGGACGCCCUAAAGCGCGCCCUGAACGGCAUCGCUCACGAACUGCAAGCCAACGACGCCGACGACAUCGAAUACGACUCCGUCCUGAAGACCGUCAGCAAGGGCCUGGCUUAAGCGUGGAUAUGCCCUGGGGGUUCUGUGUUCCUUCGCCGCGUUUUUAGUAGAGAGAAGAGUCGAGAGGAGUGUUUUCUAGACGAACAAAAGAGGCCAGGGGAUAGAGUGCGUCGUACAGCCGGGAUAGGUUUAGGCGUGCUCAUCUAUAAAUUCAAGCCCGUUCUACGUCGCGUGCGAAGGUUUACUUUUCUUGUUCUUGUCUUGCUCUUUUUUUGCAGUCUGACACCCAAGCUGUUCUCUGAUGAAACUAGUUCCCAGACAUAUAUUCAAUAAAUGCGAAAGAAGGCGUCUUUGAC
Messenger RNA from Pyricularia grisea, 806 nucleotides. RefSeq lists its product as uncharacterized. Gene Ontology annotation, biological process: cell motility; actin filament severing; actin filament depolymerization. The transcript has 5 exons. Lineage: Eukaryota; Fungi; Ascomycota; Sordariomycetes; Magnaporthales; Pyriculariaceae. Gene Ontology annotation, cellular component: actin cortical patch; cytoplasm; actin cytoskeleton. Gene Ontology annotation, molecular function: actin filament binding. The record is from RefSeq and is a predicted model, not a curated record. Bases 1 to 510 code for a protein of 169 amino acids.